Messenger RNA from Manis pentadactyla (Chinese pangolin), 901 nucleotides. RefSeq names its product chromosome 1 C8orf74 homolog (gene C1H8orf74). The transcript has 3 exons. The coding region runs from base 1 to 777 and encodes 258 amino acids. NCBI's taxonomy places the organism in Eukaryota, Metazoa, Chordata, Mammalia, Pholidota, Manidae. The record is from RefSeq and is a predicted model, not a curated record.
AUGGAUGGACAGACCAAUGAAAAGAUGGAAGAGAAAAAGAAUAGAUGUACCCAGGGUUCAGAGCUUAUAUUGAUCAGCCAUCAGCACAGCUUUGACCCGGUUCCCACCUGGUGCCCGGUCCCUCUGCCCGCAGGCUGCUCCGUCACUGGGGCUGUGACAACCCUGAGGAACGAGCUCAGAGAUUACCAGGGGCAGUUCAGCACUACCCUCCUGCUGGCCCUCUGUGACUGCUUCCACAACACCUUCAUCCGCCACUACAAACUCCAACAGUAUGUCCUCGGCCACGACCAGGACGCCAACCUGACCGUCACCCAACUGGAGGUGUGUGUACCACCCCAGCCCCUCCCACUGUCUCAGGGCAAGGACAGGGCCGUCUGGCAGCAUGAGCAGCAGGUGGCCGAGCUCGAUGCAGCAGAGGUGCAGAAGUGCGCCAACGUGCUGCUCCUGAAGGAGGCCCUGCGCGUGGAGCGAGAGCGCAGGCUGCAGAAGACGUUCCUGGAGGCGCCCGCCCAGCAGAGCCGCGUUCUGAAGAGAGAAGAGUUAGAGAAUCUCAUCAACAAGGCCAUUCACAUCCAGAUGGAGUGUCUGAAGGAACAGCUGCAGUGUGAGAUACAGACAACUUUUGAUAUUUUGGACCUGAAGCUUCAGAAAAAGACUCUGACCCUCAACGCCCCCAUCCCUGUCCCCGUCUCCAUCACCAGCCAGCCCGGCCAAGAUGAAGCUCUCAAGUCCCACAAGACAAACAAAGGAAAGAAAGCGAAAGCGAAGAGGAAGUAGACGGCCUCUGGUGUCCGUGGUGCAAAGAUUCUGGCUGCGGAAAAGCCAUUGCCAGUUCGGAAAGUAUCAUGUGACAUGCUGAGCACCCGGCUGACCAAAGAUUUCUAGCAAUUAAAAGAAACAA